Molecule: messenger RNA, 636 nt
Organism: Penicillium macrosclerotiorum
Lineage: Eukaryota; Fungi; Ascomycota; Eurotiomycetes; Eurotiales; Aspergillaceae
Product: WSC domain-containing protein
Exons: 2
Coding region: 1-636 (211 amino acids)
Cellular component (GO): plasma membrane
Source: RefSeq, a predicted model, not a curated record
AUGCGUCCGCAACACUUCCUGGCCUCAAUUGCCCUCGCUUUGCCGGUUCUCGCUGGGGCAUCUUCCGGAUACACAAAACUCGGCUGCUAUUCGACCGUCCCGGACUUGACUGAUUCCGCCCAGGACAACUACCAGGCCUACGGCCUGUGUCUCAGCCGGUGUACCAAGGCCGGGUAUAAGAUCGCGGCGCUGACCAAGGGCUCGACCUGCGCUUGCAGCAACGCCAUCCCGCCCAACUCGGACAAGGUUGACGACAGCAAGUGUUCAGCCGCGUGCACGGGCUACCCUAGUGACCAUUGCGGCGGCGAAAAUGCCUACAUGGUCCUCAGCACCGGUCAGUACGCCGUGCUCUCUAACUCCGACAAUGGCGCGACUGCCACCGCCACCGCGUCCACUGCGGCCGGCGGCAUCGUCGUCGCCCCGACAAACAUGAACCCGACCUCCGUGCCGACCGGCAUCCUGACAGCCCCGGAUUCGAUGGUCUCCAAGGCCAGUUCGGGCGCCGCAGCCUCCCGUACCGCCGGCGUGACAAGUUCGAGCGCCACCCCGUCGCCCACCAUCAACGCCGCCGGGUCACUACGUGCAGGCUCAUCCGUGGCCGGUGCGUUUGUUGCUGGGCUCGGUCUGCUCCUGUAA